This is a messenger RNA of Stegodyphus dumicola, 2325 nucleotides long. Its product is annotated as sodium-coupled neutral amino acid transporter 7-like. NCBI's taxonomy places the organism in Eukaryota, Metazoa, Arthropoda, Arachnida, Araneae, Eresidae. Gene Ontology annotation, molecular function: L-amino acid transmembrane transporter activity. Gene Ontology annotation, biological process: amino acid transmembrane transport. The record is from RefSeq and is a predicted model, not a curated record. Gene Ontology annotation, cellular component: membrane.
GGAGUCUUCUGUUGCUGUAGUAAAAAUUCAAGUUCCUCAAGGUUUUUUCCGUCCCUUCGCUUGCAACUUUGCCUCGCAUGCUGAGCUAAAAAUCGGUUUCGACCAGAAUAAAUAGAUCUUUUGACUGGCGCUGAACAUCAGAUUAAAAUCAGCGCGCUGAACGAUAAUGUUUUAAUUGGUUUUUCCCUCAGGGGUUUCGACAGCGUCAAGGUUCAAAAUUCAACUGUGUGCCACGUGAUCUGCGACUGCUGUUUUUCCUCAGAUUUUGGGAUAACAUCGAUUCUUUUCCUGUGCGUCGUGAUCUCUGAUACUGGAAACUCCAGGGGCUGAGUUCUUCGGGAUAUGGCUGGAAUGUUUUUCCAGGAAAGUUUCAGCAGUAGCGUUGAUUUCCCAACGUACAUACCAUGGCAAACGCUCUCUUCGGAUUUGUCUGAUAAAUUAAAGCAUGGCUCCAUUCGGAUCAACCGCAGCAACCGUGUUGAAUAUGCGACAAUUCAAGAGGAAGGGACCCCCCUCCUGGAAAAUGGAAAGCAUAAGGGGGACGGCCCCAUCACCGAUGGAUCUAUCAUGACCGAGGCUGUGAAAGGAGGUACCAGCUGGCCUGUUGCCUCCUUUCUUCUCGUCAAUGCAGCCCUCGGAGCUGGCGUCCUUAACUACCCAUAUGCUUAUGACAAAGCAGGGGGUGUCUUCUUCGCUGCUGUUUUGCAAAUACUCAUGAUGGCUAUUUUAAUAGGCACAAUGCUGGUUCUGGUCUAUUGUGCUGAUUUAAAUAAUGACAGUACAUACCAUGAUGUAUUACUCUCCUUGUGUGGCAGAAGGGCUCAACAGUUUGCUGCGCUUUCUAUUUUACUCACAUGUUAUGGAAUUUGCAUUACAUUUUUAAUAAUUAUUGGCGAUCAGUAUGAUAGAUUAUUCCUUUCACUGUUUGAAAAAGGAUUCUGUGAGUGGUGGUUUUUGGAUCGGCGAUUCACUAUAACAAUCACGGCUAUUUUCUUCAUUUUACCAAUGUGUUAUUUUCAAAGAUUAGAUUUUCUAAGAUAUGCAAGGUAUUAUAGUACACUUGGGGAUAUUGCAAUGCUGUAUCCUGUCUUUCUUACAGUUUAUGAAUAUACAAAAUGGAUGCGGAAUCCUGGUAAAAUAAAAGUAUUCCCAGACAGUGCAGUUCAAGUGUUUGUUGUUAUACCAGUGUUUUCUUUUGCUUAUCAAACACAUGAAAUUGUUGUUCCUGUUUAUGCUUGCAUGAAGAACAGAAAUAUUAGAGAUUUCUCUAAAGCAACAUUUUUAGCAAUGGCUAUAUUAUUUGUAAUUUACUGCAUGGCUGGAAGUUUUGGAUACAUAAAAUUUGGUAGCAAGAUAGCCCCUGAUAUAAUGGAACAGUAUGAUGCUCGAGAUCCAGUUGUUUUGAUUGGAAUUGGAGCAUUAGUUGUAAAAAUGAUUACUACGUAUCCACAAUUAGUACUAUGUGGCCGAGGAGCAUUAGAUGGGUUAUAUGCAGAAUUUGUUAAAUUAACAACUGAUCAAUUUAUAAGAGGUGAAUUUAAGAGAAGAGUAAUUGUUACCUCGAUUUGGUUUGCCACUACAGUGUUGUUAGCUGUCCUUGCUCCAAAUAUUGGUGUAGUCAUUGAAUUAUUAGGCUGCUUGGCUUCUGUUAAUAUAUAUAUAUUUCCUGGUCUUUGCUUGAUAGCUCUGACAUUUCGAGAUGAUGAAGCAUUGCAUAAAUGGAGAAGUGUUAUACAAGUCAGUGCAGCAAGUGCCAUGAUUGUGUUUGGAACUUUUGUUUUUGGUGUAGUUGCUUCUAAAGUUGUUAUGUAUGGUAUACUUGGUCAAACAAGCACGCCUGCACAUUUUAAAUGCCGGUGAUACAGUCUAACGUAAAAAUUCAUAGGAAAGCAAAAAACAGAAUAUUUUAAUGCAAUAAUUCAUAUAUUGUUAUUGGAAUUUUAAAAAAAGAAAAAAUACAAUAACUUAUUUCUUUGUCUAAUGUAUUUUUCAGAUAGCAUUGUUAUACAUGGAUAUUCUGCUUAUUUAUAAAUCUUAAAAUUCAUAAAUUUUCCCUAUUUCUUCUGAUUUAGUGUUGUUAGAUUACUAUUACAUAUUUACAUGAAUGUGUAUAGUAUUUAUCCAGAUGUCAUCAGUAGUUCAUGAUUAAUUUAGUAUAUCUGAUACAUUUCAUAAUUUUCUCAGUUUUUAAAAUUUGUUUUAUAUUUGAUCAUAUUGCAUUGAAUCUCAUGUUUUACAUUAAUUUUUGUACAUAGUACCUUUCUGACUUAUGUUCUUAAAUGAAUGCAUGUCAUUUUGAAAUAAAUCAUGAUAAAUCUUUUUUGA